CUGCCCUUAGAGCCCGGCGUGGGCACAGCUGCAGCGGCCAGUACAGAGCCACCUCCUGCCACCACCUCCUCUGGACACAGGGCUGGGGCUGGCCAGGGCAGUCCAGGCGGCUGCAGCAUGUGAGAGCCCGAGCCAGCAGGCACCGGGGGCGAGGGAGCAAAGGGAACCUUGCCGGAAGCUUCUCUAGAGGAAGAUGGAGAACCCACUUCUUUUAUUCCCCCAACUCAACAUUUCUGCUUCAAAGGAUAAACCCUAUUACAAAGUCAUGAAAUCAGCGGUUAAGGAAGAGCCAAACAAGGCAAGCAAGCCUGGAGCUAAGCAGAAGAGAAAUAGGCUGAGCCUGCUUCUGCAGAAACCUGAAUUCCAUGAAAGUGAUCACCUUGGCAAACCGGGAAACUUGACGAAAGCAGCAAGCAGUGUGUCUCCUGAAGAAGCAGUGAAAUGGGGAGAGUCUUUUGACAAACUACUUUCUGAGAAAGCUGGGCUGGAUGCCUUCACAAAGUUUCUGAAAACUGAGUUCAGUGAGGAGAACAUUGAAUUCUGGAUAGCCUGCGAGGAUUACAAGAAAAGCAAAAGUGCACAUGAACUUCUGCCAAAAGCCAAGACCAUUUUUGAAACAUUCAUACAGAAAGAUGCUCCAAAAGAGGUGAAUCUGGACUUUCACACCAAGGAAGUCACAAGCCAGAGCAUGGGGCAGCCCCUGCGCAGCACCUUCGACGCGGCGCAGAGCACGGUGUACCGGCUGAUGGAGCAGGACAGCUACCCGCGCUUCCUGCGCUCCGCCGCCUACCUGGGCCUGCUGCAGGGCCGGCCCGCGGCCCGCGCCCCGCUCCGCCGCCGCUCCCGCUCCUUCACCGUCAGCGAUUUCCAGGGCGUGCGGCCGGACCUCACCGUGUGGUGACAGCCCAGCUCAGCCCUCCUCACCCCCCGUGUGUCCCCGUGUGGUGACAGCCGAGCUCAGCCCUCCUCACCCUCCCCGUGUCACCGUGUGGUGACAGCCCAGCUCAGCCCUCCUCACCCCCGUGUGGUGACAGCCCAGCUCAGCCCUCUUCACCCUCCCCGUGUCACCGUGUGGUGACAGCCCAGCUCAGCCCUCCUCACCCCCUGUGUCACCUGUGGUGACAGCCCAGCUCAGCCCUCCUCACCCCGUGUGGUGACAGCCCAGC
Camarhynchus parvulus is the source of this 1166-nucleotide messenger RNA. Its product is annotated as regulator of G-protein signaling 18-like. The record is from RefSeq and is a predicted model, not a curated record. Lineage: Eukaryota; Metazoa; Chordata; Aves; Passeriformes; Thraupidae. The transcript has 5 exons. Bases 194 to 901 code for a protein of 235 amino acids.